This is a messenger RNA of Neltuma alba, 1075 nucleotides long. RefSeq names its product mediator of RNA polymerase II transcription subunit 22a. Gene Ontology annotation, molecular function: transcription coregulator activity. NCBI's taxonomy places the organism in Eukaryota, Viridiplantae, Streptophyta, Magnoliopsida, Fabales, Fabaceae. The record is from RefSeq and is a predicted model, not a curated record. Gene Ontology annotation, biological process: regulation of transcription by RNA polymerase II. Bases 258 to 749 code for a protein of 163 amino acids. Gene Ontology annotation, cellular component: mediator complex. The transcript has 3 exons.
AAUUUGAAUUGAGAAAACGCUUGUUCGAUGAUAAACCUGCAGAAUUCACAUAUUAUGAAUCAAUGUCCAGCUCGGUUAGGUUUCCUGAUUGCGGGUCUCUAUGGGCUUGCUUCUAAUAAUUACAAAAAAUGUUUGCUUUUUCUUUGUUUGGAUGUGGGAAUUUAUUGGCUCCGAAUUUGUAGGGAAAUGUUCUCACUUUGCUCUUUAUGCGUAAAUCUAUAUAGUAAUUUUCCCCUGGUACGUGGAUAAGGGCGAGGAUGAACAAAGGUGGACCGGCGGGUGGAGGAGUAUUGGGGGGUGGGAUUGGAGGUGGUGCAGGAAGGGGGCCGACUGCUGCAGCGGCUGCAGCUGCUGCUCAGAAGCAAAAGACUUUGGUGCAAAGGGUAGAAGGUGACAUCGCCAAUAUUGUGGAUAAUUUCAGCCACCUUGUUAAUGUUGCUAGGGUAAAUGAUCCACCAGUUAGAAAUUCACAGGAAGCUUUUAUGAUGGAAAUGCGUGCUGCCAGAAUGGUCCAAGCAGCUGAUUCCCUUCUUAAAUUGGUGUCAGAGCUGAAGCAGACAGCAAUUUUUUCAGGAUUUGCUUCUCUAAAUGACCAUGUUGAGCAAAGAGUGGUUGAAUUUAACCAAUUAGCGGAAAAGACAGACAGAAUGUUAUCUAGAAUUGGAGAAGAAGCUGCCGCUAGCCUUAAAGAGCUUGAGUCUCAUUAUUCUUCUUCUACGCAGAAGAAUAUUGAUGCCACGGAACCAUGACUGUUAUUCUGUUCAUCCACCUAGCACUCCUAUCUUAGUGAAGAAUACUUUCAAGCGCAUAAAUAGAUGAGUUUUCCAGCUUUCAGAGUUCAUACAAGUUUCCUUCGUUUGAAUUACUGGAAUUUAGGACUAGGUUGAAGAAAUUGGUAUCUCAUUUCUGAUGUGUACAAUGUAUGGUAGAUCGUGUCACAUGGAAUGAGGAACAAAAUUUAGUCUUGUACACCAUGUUUAAUCAAGAAACAUAAUAGUUUGUACCCCAAUUCUUUAAGUUAUUUUGCUGUAUCAAAUUUCAAUUUCCAAGCAAUUAAUAAUUAGUCUCAUACCAA